CCCAGCCCCAGCCCCAGCCGGCCGGGGGAGCCACGAGGCCCCGGAGCCAGGUUUUGAAGAUGGCACCGCAGCUCCUGCAUCUCUUUUCUCUUGGAUGGCCGACUAGAAUUUGAAAGGGUAUGACACACAUGGUCAUUCCAUUGUUGCAGGUGUCAGGCAGCUCCCCUAAAGCGAAGGCAUUACUUCCAUUGACGGCAACUGAACGAUGCAUGUUAUGAAUUGUGUCUCCUUGGCCAGUGAUAAAGAAAAUGGGGAUAUCGCUGUUGCAGCUGGAUUAAUGAUUGGGCAAACACCACCUCCACCGCCACCUCCACCUCCUCCACCUCCUCCUCCCCCUCCUCUUCCACCAUGUCCAUUUCCAGAUGCUGGAUUCGCUCCUGCUCCUCCUCCUCCUCCUCCCCCACCCCCUCCUCCUCCACCCCUGCCAGGGGUUCCUGCUGCACCACCACCUCCUCCAGGAUUACCUCUUCCUUCCCCCUUUUACAACGGACAUGGCCACCUUAGUAAGAAAAAGCGCAUGCGGAAUUUCUUCUGGAAAACAAUUCCAGAAGAGCAAGUGCGUGGUAAAACCAACAUAUGGACAAUAGCUGCAAGGCAGCAACACCACUACCAGAUUGAUACAAAAACCGUUGAGGAGCUCUUUGGGCAGCAGGAGGACACUAACUCACCAGCUUUCAGGAGAAGUGGAAAUUUGAAUUCAUCCUUCAAAGAUGCUAAGGAAGAGAGUACAAUUUUGGAUGCAAAACGAAGUAUGAACAUUGGAAUAUUUCUCAAGCAAUUCAAAAAGUCUCCUCAGUUCAUAGUCGAAGAUAUUCACCGAGGAGAAAGCGAACACUACGGCUCGGAAACAUUGCGGGAAUUUCUUAAGGUUUUGCCGGAGUCAGAAGAGGUAAAGAAAUUAAAAGCAUUUAGUGGAGAUGUGUCCAAACUGUCUCUGGCUGAUUCUUUUAUGUACUUCCUAAUCCAGGUGCCAAAUUAUUCUCUCCGGAUGGAAGCCAUGGUGCUAAAGAAGGAAUUUUUACCUUCUUGUUCUUCUCUAUACAAAGACAUGACAGUUUUAAGAGCGGCCACGAAGGAGUUGAUGUCGUGUGAAGAGUUACAUUCCAUAUUACAUUUAGUCCUCCAGGCCGGGAAUAUUAUGAACGCAGGAGGUUAUGCUGGCAAUGCGGUUGGUUUUAAGUUGUCGUCUUUGCUCAAACUAGCAGACACCAAAGCAAACAAGCCUGGAAUGAAUCUACUGCACUUUGUGGCUCUGGAAGCCCAGAAGAAAGAUGUUGUUCUCCUAAUCUUCUCAGAAAAAUUGCAUCAUGUUCAGGAUGCUGCCAGGUUAUCUCUGGAUAACACGGAGGCAGAGCUUCACUCCUUGUCGGCCAGAACAAGAUCUUUAAGGGAGAAUAUCCAGAGGGAUCCUGAACUGUUUCAGCAAAUGGAAGAUUUUAUUCAGUUUGCUUUAAAAAAACUGAAAGAGCUGGAGCAGUGGAAGCAAGUGUUGCAGGAGGAGGCUCAUACCCUUAUAGAUUUUUUCUGUGAAGACAAAGAAACCAUGAAACUCGAUGAGUGUUUCCAGAUAUUUCGGGAUUUCUGUACCAAAUUCAAUAAAGCCGUUAAGGACAACAGGGAACGUGAGAUGCAAGAACUCCGCCAGCUGCAGAAACUAAAGGAGGUGGAGGGGAAGCGGCGGUCCUGGGCCGCCGGCGAGCUCGGCGGGUUCGGCAGGAGCAGCAGUGAGAACGAUGUGGAGUUGCUGACGAAGAAAGGCCUGGAAGACUUCCUCCCCUUCCUGCAACAGAGGCCUCUCAGCCCCUCCUCCCGGGCCCCCGCCAACUCCCGGCGCUCCCGGCUGUCCUUGGGGACGUCGGCGGACCGGGAGCUGCUGACUUUCCUGGAGACCUCCACGGGCGAGGAGCCCAACAAAUUCAACAGCCUCCCUCGGGCCAGUGCCCGGCAAACCCGGCCAGUGGAGGCCUGGAUGGAGCCCCAGGAGACCAGGGAUCUCAAUUCAAACCACGUGCACUUAAGCCCGGGCCCUGGGGGCAGCAGCGGGAACUCCUCUCCGCUGCAGCCCAGGUUCCCCCAGGCCCUAGACGAGCCCUGCUCGACCAACGCUAGACUUUACGAGGCCCAGAACAGGGCCAGUGCUAACCACCCACAGAGGACAGAUGGUCCUGGAGGCGGCGCGCCUGCCUCGGCCCCUGCCCGCUGCCCCCUGGCCGUGGAAAUCGAGGAGCGAGAACUGGUGGGAAGCCUGAUCCGAUUCGAUCUCCAAGGGCCCAGGGGUUCGGGAGAGCAGUCCGGGGUCACCGUGGAGGAUUUCAGCCCCAUGGAACUGGAGUCGCUGGACGCUGAUCUAAGCCUGCAGUCUCUCGGCACUGCCGAUGACAGCUCUGGGCCCUACAGCCCCGGCUCUCGGGACACAGCUGACUGGAAAGGGAGCAGUCUGGACCAGAGCGGGGUUGGGGCUGGCGCGUCACUCCCCACCAGUACCACCCCCGCGUCCUUGGACACAAGUGACUCGGAGAGCAAAGAACCCGGGCCCGUGUUUUACAUAUCAGAUACCACCGACUGCUCGCUGACCCUAGACUGCUCGGAAGGAAACGACGUGAAGACUGCAGACAGAGAGACGGAGGACGAGGCAGCCGGCAGCCCUGUCCUGCCCGGGGCCAGUGACCCGAAGGGGAGGAACGGGAGCGGACUGGUCUCCGAUCCCAAUUCCAGCUCUGCGGGAGAGGUGCCAGCUUCGUUCAGCCGGAGGGACGAGCCCAACUCCAAGCGGGGCCUGACUGGAGGGUGCAGGGCCGCCAAAGGCCGAGACCUUCUAGCACCGAAGAGAAACUCUGUGAAAGAUCAGCCCGCAAGUGCCCCGAAGCCCGGGACCGCUCCCCGGGGCCAAGGCUCUGUCGCCAAGCCCAUCAGGACCCUCAACUCUUCCGAGAACGAGAGCAUGCGGAAGGUCGUGCCCAUCUCCAAGGCCAGCCGAGGGGCCGGCGGCUGGAAGCGGCCCGAGGGGCCGGCCCGGGGAGCCCCCCGAGAAGGCCCCUUGAGUGGCCCGGAUGCCCGGCUGGCCCGGCGCAGUUCCGUGAGGGGCACCGCGGAUACUUCGCCCAGGAGGCCGGUGGGGUCCAUGGUGGUGGCCAUCGAGGAGCAGAGGUGGCUGAGGGGAGGCCCGGCCUCCGGAGCCGCCCGUCCAGGGAGGGAGCCGCCGCAGCGCCGGAGCUCACUCAAGAAGCCCAGCGCAAAACCCAUCAGGAACCUCCCCAAGACGAAGCUCGAGGAGUCCAAGAUCUGCCUUUCCAACUCCCGGGAGCUGGUGGGGCCCGAGGAAGCAGCCCCCAGCGCCCCGGUGGCCAGCGCCCCCCGCGUCCCUCCCUCUACGCCAAGCUUUGCCCGGAACACCGUUGCCUCUUCCUCCAGGCGCUUGAAAUCGGAUUUGCCUCCCACUUCCAAGCCGCCGAGCCUGAUGCGGGCAGCGUCUCAGCGGCAGCUGAAGGUCAAGGCGGUGCCCGAGGACCCCGGCUCAAAGGAGAGUGGUGUCCUGCGGCGAGCCAGCAGCGCCAGAGCUGCCAGGCGGGGCCCGGAGCCCAGCGAGAGCCCUGGCCCGAGAGGGGAUGGUGCUGGGAGGGCCAGAGGUCCCCCGGAGAAGCCCUCUCAUAAACUAAAAGAGGGAAGUAGGACCACCCUGGGGAAAAUCUUGAACCCGCUCUGGAAAUGAUGGCUCAGCUCCUUUUCCACAAACCCUGCUUCCCUGGGCAUCUGGAAUGUGAACCUAUUUUGUGGGGAUGGGGAAAUUAUACCAUUUCACCAAACCAAACACGUUGGUGCCACCUGUCUUGAAAGGUACAACUUCUGAUGAGCGAGGCUUUUGGGUUCUGGUCUCACUCUGACUGUAAAUAAAAUCCUGAAUGUAUGUGAUGCUACUGUGAUGGGAGUCCAGGCCGAAGCACACACCCAGAUGGCAGAAACACAUGUGAUUAAGUGCUCCUCUGUCCCAGGAAGGAAAAUGUCUCGAAGAAUUUUGAAAGUACAAAAUGGUGAAAACAAAAAAGAGAAACGGUUCUGGCCAGUUUUUGUACAGUGAAGGCUUUUUUUUUUAAGAUAGAGUAUGAAAAUUAACGUCUGUGUUAGUGGGUUCCUUUGUCAGCAUUGAAAUGCCUUCUGGGGAGCCAUACAGGAAAAAAAUGUCCUUCAAAUGAAGAUGUCUCCGUCUUCCUCGAUUUCCCCGGCUUCAAGAGUCUGGUGGGCCUCUCGCGGAGUCCAUUGCGGGCAAUUGGACUUGGCAGGACCUGCCAGCCUUCAAAUUGGACCUGGACAUUUCACGGUUGGCUUCAUUUUCUCAACAAAUUCCCAGCAUGCUCAUGUACCGUGUGCAUGUGUGUGUUGUAUGUGUGUGUGUGUGUAUUGUGCGCGCAUGUGGGGAGGAAGGAGGGAAGAGCUCUGCGGGCAGAGACCUGGCUCUCACCCUUGACUCUCUCAUCUUCAGUGUAAAAGUUCAGGCCGUUAAUGGCUGAGCGGCAGGGGGAUGUGUGGACCUGGCCACCCACCCCAUGCUACCCGACAAGAAACAGUCGCCGCCGGGCAUGAGACCAGCAAGCCAAGGGCUGACCAGUGAUGGCCACUGGCCAAGCCGUCUGGCUUCAUGGAAUUCAGCAGUGCCACCGUCUUUAACGACGCACAUCAUUGGCACCCCAGCGGCACGGCUAGCCGCUUUUAGGUCGGCGCUGACCAGUGCUUGCCAUCCAGGCUUCCCCCCGUUUAUCUGCCGUAAAGUUAUUUGAAUGCUGCUAUGGCUUGUAAAAGCUCUGGGUAGAAAAAAGCCUCCAGUUUCCCGGCCUUCCUCCUUUCUUUGUCACCAGUGUGAUUAUUUAGCAUGGAAACACACUGUUUACACCAUGUGGUGCUUUGUACGUUGAGCUUCCGCUGUCUGGUGAUGCUGUUUGAAAUUCUGAAAGAAGCCAAAACAAAGAAAAAACGUCUGGCCUAAGAAAAUGACUUUUAAAGGGAAUUUACAGAAAAGGGAAGAUGGAAUGAGGGUAUGGAGGAGGAAGAAAUGUGUUUGAACAAGCUUUACCAAAUGCCCUUUAGUUACCCAACAAAGGUAGCUAACGUAGAUGGGAAACCGGGCGUGUUCUUUAAACCUUUUUAAAAUUGUAAGCAAAAUUGCCUUUUUACUCCUUUAUUAAAGAAACCUCAUUUUUAUAUUCAACCGGGACAGAUAUGUUUAGCCAAGCAUUGGCCGAUUUACUAAUAGAUCCAUUUAUUUGGUGGAUGAAUGUUUCUCUCCUUCAGGAGUAUCUAACUGCCCAUCGAAAAUUCUCAUCUUUCAGAGUGAACUUCCACAACCAGCCAAAUAAGUGAUCAUUGUGACAGAUACAUAAGGCAACUGACCACUAAAGCGUCAAAGAAAGGGAAGAAAACCCGGAGCAGGCUCCAAUCACACCAAAAGAUAUCUGGAUCUGUCCAUAGGCCUGCCAAACCACAGCAUCUCAAAACAAAGACCUUAUUUCUAAGGCCACUCAAAAAAAAGGAUCUCAUUUGAGUUGUUUUAAAAAUCAAAUAACCCAUUGGGGCUCUCCGUAGUUAUGGACUUACUAUGAAGUGGUGUUUUGUUGUCAGCCCUGUGUAUUUCCUCUUUGUUUUCAUCUGUGUAAGCAGGUGAUUAAUUUUAUUACCUUUUAUUGGUAGUAAGCUUGGAAAAAAUAAUUUAAAUGUGUGUUGCAGAAUGUAAAUACGUUUCUAUAUAAAUUUGUGUAAGAUGAACUGAAUGUAUUUAAUGGGCCAUUUAUACAUCUUUGAGUAACAUGUAGUUUAAUAAAGUUCCCAUUUAUGGGAGUCAUGUUUUAUCCUGG
Messenger RNA from Tachyglossus aculeatus (Australian echidna), 5843 nucleotides. It is a transcript of the gene FHDC1, whose product is annotated as FH2 domain containing 1. The record is from RefSeq and is a predicted model, not a curated record. Gene Ontology annotation, biological process: actin filament polymerization. The coding region runs from base 206 to 3709 and encodes 1167 amino acids. Gene Ontology annotation, molecular function: microtubule binding; actin binding. Lineage: Eukaryota; Metazoa; Chordata; Mammalia; Monotremata; Tachyglossidae. Gene Ontology annotation, cellular component: cytoplasm; actin filament. The transcript has 12 exons.